AUGAAUAACCCUCAGUUUGCAACCCUUCAACGAAUUGUUAGUCAAGAACCAUUACAUCCAACACAAAACAUACCAAUUGAAGUAAAAAUGGAACAAAGUCCUAUGAUUGUAUCAACUGAUUUAGAGACAUUGUGUAGAAAGAAAGUAUUAGAAGAUAUAUGUGAAUAUUUAAUGGAUCAAGACAUAGAAUGUGGAUUAUUUAAUCAACUAAUUCAAAAUGAGUAUAUUAAUCCAGACGAAUUGUCACAAAAUUAUAAAAAGAAAAGAACAUUAAAAUAUGCAUUACAAAUAAUUAAUGGAAUUGAUCCAAAUUGUCCACAAGUAGAAUCUUUAGGAAAAAUAUCAGAAUGUGUUAUUCAACUUUUUCAAGAAGACUCAAAAAGUGAAAUAUUAAAACCAUUACCUUCACUAAUUGGACUUACUGGAAUGAUUACUUUGUUUUAUCAAUACGUUUCUAAAAAAGUUCAAACUCAAGCAAUGUGGGAUUGGCUCGAUUUAUUACUUCCUGCAUUGUCACAACUUCCUUAUUUAAAAACAAGUCGUUCAUGUAGUGAAGAAGCAAUUGAUAUAUUAUCAGAAACUGAAAUACCAGAUAAUUUAACUAAUCCUGAAGAUUUUCUUAUGAGAAUUACUUCUAUUCAUCAAAUUAUUGCAAGGUAUCCAGUUAUUGCAACACUUGAACAUAUUAAAACUCAAUUAGAGAAAUAUCAACAAUCAUUAAGUCCAAGUUUAGUUCAGCAAUUAAUUUAUCAGUAUUAUGCAGAACCUGUUAAAUUACCUGUUGGACUAUAUGAUAAUAAAGUAGAUGAUUUAUCUUUAACUAAUAAAGUUAAUAAAAAGAAAAAUGAAAAAGUUAAUAAACCAGUACGUCAACCAGUUGAUGAAAAUGGUCAAAUAAUUAAAAAAAAGAAAAGAAGAUUCACUGAAGAAGAAACACAAAACUUAAUAGAAGGGGUUCAACAAUUCGGUAUUGGUCAUUGGAAAUUAAUUUUAAAUAAUUUUAAAUUCGAUGAUAGAAGUUGUGUUGAUUUAAAAGAUAAAUGGAGAAAUCUUGAAUUCUCUAGACUUAGAAAUAAUAAACAAAAAUCAAAUGAACCUAUUAUGGCUCAUCCUAAUAAUGAACAAGAAAAAAAUACACUCCCGUCAGUUGGAAAUGCCUUAAUUCCUCCUAGUUUAAUGUCUGAUGGAUUUAAACAAUUGGAUCUUUCUCAAUAA
This is a messenger RNA of Entamoeba dispar SAW760, 1215 nucleotides long. RefSeq lists its product as uncharacterized. The record is from RefSeq and is a predicted model, not a curated record. The transcript has a single exon. The coding region runs from base 1 to 1215 and encodes 404 amino acids. NCBI's taxonomy places the organism in Eukaryota, Evosea, Mastigamoebida, Endamoebidae.